AUGCCGCUUAUUUACAGCUUUGUGGCGCGUGGGAAUGUGGUCUUAGCAGAUUACACGUCGUAUACAGGCAACUUCAGCACCGUGGCGCUGCAGGCGUUGGAGAAGGGAGGGCAGGGCGCCAAUGCCAAGUUCACAUACUCGUGCGAUGGACACACCUUCAACUACCUUUCAUCCAAUGGAUACACCUUCCUGGUGGUAGCAGACGAGCAGUUUGGGCGGCAAAUACCGUUUGCCUUCCUGGAGCGCGUGCGCGAGGAGUGGCAGCAGAAGUGGGCGGAGAAGGGGCCCGCGGCCACGGCGCACAGCCUGGACAAGAGCUUUGGGCCGCGGCUGAAGCACUGGAUGGAGUACUGCGAGCAGCACCCAGAGGAGCUCUCCAAGGUGGCCUCGGUGCAGAAGAAGGUGGAUGAGGUGAAGAACAUCAUGGUGGACAACAUCGAGAAGGUGCUGGAGCGGGGGGAGAAGAUCGAGCUGCUGGUGGACAAGACAGACAACCUGCGCUUCCAGGCCGACAAGUUCCACAAGACGGGGCGCCAGCUGCGCAGCCGCAUGUGGUGGCAGAACAUGAAGAUGAAGCUGAUCAUCGUGGCCAUCCUGCUGCUCAUCGCCGUCAUCAUCUUCUGUGCCGUCUGCUUCUCGGGCGGCAACUGCCUCAAGUAG
Chlorella variabilis is the source of this 660-nucleotide messenger RNA. RefSeq lists its product as hypothetical. The record is from RefSeq and is a predicted model, not a curated record. The coding region runs from base 1 to 660 and encodes 219 amino acids. The transcript is spliced from 6 exons. Gene Ontology annotation, cellular component: membrane. Lineage: Eukaryota; Viridiplantae; Chlorophyta; Trebouxiophyceae; Chlorellales; Chlorellaceae. Gene Ontology annotation, biological process: vesicle-mediated transport.